GUUAGUCUCCGAACUUACAGCAUCGUCAUGGCACGUACCAAGCAAACCGCUCGUAAAUCCACCGGUGGUAAGGCACCAAGGAAACAACUCGCCACCAAGGCCGCCAGAAAGAGCGCGCCUGCAACUGGUGGAGUGAAAAAACCCCAUCGUUACAGGCCAGGAACCGUCGCUCUCCGUGAGAUCCGUCGUUACCAGAAGAGCACUGAGCUCCUCAUCCGCAAGCUUCCUUUCCAACGUUUGGUUCGUGAGAUCGCUCAAGAUUUCAAGACCGACUUGCGUUUCCAGAGCUCUGCUGUGAUGGCUCUCCAGGAGGCUAGCGAGGCUUACCUCGUCGGUCUCUUCGAAGACACCAACUUGUGCGCCAUCCACGCCAAGAGAGUCACCAUCAUGCCAAAAGACAUCCAAUUGGCUCGUCGUAUCCGAGGAGAACGUGCUUAAGUUUUUUACAACAACCUUCAAAAAUACAAUCGGCCCUUUUCAGGGCCAA
Leptopilina boulardi is the source of this 487-nucleotide messenger RNA. RefSeq names its product histone H3. Lineage: Eukaryota; Metazoa; Arthropoda; Insecta; Hymenoptera; Figitidae. The transcript has a single exon. The record is from RefSeq and is a predicted model, not a curated record. Gene Ontology annotation, molecular function: structural constituent of chromatin; protein heterodimerization activity; DNA binding. Gene Ontology annotation, cellular component: nucleosome. The coding region runs from base 28 to 438 and encodes 136 amino acids.